AAGUAAAAAAAAUAAAAAUACUACCCCUGUCCUAUCUAUGUUAAAAAUUACAAAACAAAAAACCAAGUACUGAACAGAAAUGUCUUACAAUUUACAAGUCCAGAAGAAGUCCCACUUGUGUUGUGCCUUUGCUCUGUUCGGUCAGAAGAGGGGAAAAACGACAACAACCCCAACAAACUUUUCUCAUUGAUCUCACAACUCACUCACAAAGAUCUGAGUUCUCAAAGAUCUCUUUGACCCAUAUAAUGCCAGCCAGCUACGGAUAAACUUCUUAAAAAAAAUUUGAGAUUUUUAGUGACCCUUUUGCCAUUUUUGGUCUUUGGAGUUUGGAUAUUGUUUGUUGGAAUAGGAAUUACUAAGAUGGAUGGAGAUAAUAGUUUGAAUAUGCGUAAUUGGGGUUACUAUGAACCACCAACACCAUCUCUUAAAGGCCAUCUUGGUCUUCAGCUCAUGUCCUCAAUGCCCCAAGAACAACAACUCAUCAGGGGACGCAAUGCUAUGCUCAUUGCCACGGGAAAUAAUGGAACAUUGCACCAUAGGGAUAUUGGGGUUUCACAUUCUACAUUCCCCAUGGACUACAUGAGGGAUGCUUGGAUUAGUCAAAGAGAGAAAUUUAUUAACGUGUUACCUACACCAAACCCUGGAUAUUCAGUUUUGCCCGAGACAUCCUCCUCUCAUCAUAUGCAGAUGGUUCAACAACCACCUGAUAUGUCCAAGGAUGAAAGGAUGAUUAGUGUAGAAGAGACGGGUGUUGCGAACGAAAAUGGACCUAUUAAGAAAAGGCAGGCAGCGAAAGCCCCAAAAACCCCAAAAGAGAAGAAGGCUAAGAGAGCCCUGCGUGCACCUAAGGCUGAGAGUAGUCCCUCUGCUCCACGAGCAAGGUCUACCACUAGGAAAACCACUGAGAUUGUUAUAAGUGGGUUUGAUAUAUCCGGGAUUCCAAUUCCAGUUUGUUCAUGUACGGGGACACCUCAGCAUUGUUAUCGAUGGGGCUCUGGUGGGUGGCAAUCUGCAUGUUGUACCACUGGUAUGUCAAUGUAUCCCUUGCCAAUGAGUACCAAACGGCGUGGAGCAAGGAUUGCUGGUAGAAAAAUGAGUAUAGGAGCUUUCAAGAAGGUAUUAGAGAAACUUGCGGCAGAAGGUUACAACUUCUCUAAUCCGAUCGAUUUGAGGACCCACUGGGCUAAACAUGGUACGAACAAGUUUGUGACCAUCAGGUAGAUGUAUUCACUGGAUCUUCAUAUGUUGCAUUCAGCACGUUUCUCUUGUUUAUAUGUAUGCAACCUGUAGCAGAGAGCCUUUUGAGUUAGUUCCUGAUAUGUUAUUCUAUUGUCCAUUCCUCUUGACAUUUACAUCUUACAGGAAAGGGAUGUAAUGAGAAAUGUAUUGAAUUCCUGCAGUAAAAGCUUUUUUUCUGACCUAAAAAUUUGAUGUUCAAAAUGAAUUUUUUUCCUAUUA
Quercus lobata is the source of this 1458-nucleotide messenger RNA. Its product is annotated as protein BASIC PENTACYSTEINE2-like. Gene Ontology annotation, molecular function: sequence-specific DNA binding; DNA-binding transcription factor activity. Gene Ontology annotation, biological process: response to ethylene. Gene Ontology annotation, cellular component: nucleus. The record is from RefSeq and is a predicted model, not a curated record. Bases 361 to 1221 code for a protein of 286 amino acids. NCBI's taxonomy places the organism in Eukaryota, Viridiplantae, Streptophyta, Magnoliopsida, Fagales, Fagaceae. The transcript is spliced from 2 exons.